AAGGAAGAGUCGGAAGUGGAAUAUAUUAUGGCAAAAAGGAAACAAAAGAGAAACUCGAAAAACACAGUCGUAGGGGUGAAACAGUCAAGGCAGAAAGAAAUGACACAACCAGAGAAAUAUAUGUUUUCCCUCGCUGCCAUUGCUCUAGUUGUAGCCGUUUGCGUGGCACCACUGACAGCUGAAAUAUCUACCUCUGGCUUUUCGCAUCAUAAGCACAGAGACCUGAAGAUGGACGAGGCAUUGUUGACAGUCAGCAAUGAGCUGGACACUGAGGUGGUGGUGUCCUGGAUGUCAGAGCGCUGCUACCAGUGUUUGUACCAGCAGCUAGGGGUGGUACCGGCGGCACCCAGUCCUGGCCAGCCCAGUUCAGUUGCCUUUGUUGUGAGCACACAGCAUGAAAUUAAGCUACAACUCAACAGCACUCCUGUCAACCUGGAGCUGUGCACGGUUCCAUUCCACUUUGGGGAGCAUGGAAACUACUCUCUGUGGGUGAAAAAUCUGAAUGACUCCUCAGUGGUCAACUGCUCUGUAGUGACUGAUGCAGACCCCGUCAACAGCUACAUACCGAUACUGGUAGCUUUUCUUAUCUUUGCUGGACUGGCCCUGGUGUCUGCUAUUGGAAGAAGAUUAUUAGGGCUUGAUGUAGUGAAGAGUAUCCUCCUCCGAAUUGGCAGCAACAUGGAGACAGAGAGGCUCAUCAACUCUGAACUGGGCUCCCCCAGCAGGACCGUGACACCACUUACUGACAACAUCCUUCCUCCCCCAUCCAGCCCCAGCAAGAGGCUGCGAUCUCUGGACACAUUCAGAGGUAUUUCCUUAGUUGUUAUGGUGUUUGUGAACUAUGGAGGGGGACGGUACUGGUUCUUUAGACACGAAAGCUGGAAUGGUCUUACUGUUGCAGACCUAGUCUUCCCCUGGUUUGUGUUUAUAAUGGGAACAUCCAUUGCACUGUCGAUCAACUCCCUGCUGCGUGCAGGCUUGACCCGCUGGUCACUGCUGAGGAAAGUUGUGUGGAGGAGCCUGCAGCUCUUCAUCAUUGGUGUCUUCAUUAUCAACCCAAACUACUGCCAGGGACCAUUAUCUUGGGACAACUUGCGAAUCCCAGGUGUGCUGCAGCGCCUGGCCUGGUCGUACCUGGUUGUAGCCUGCCUGGAUCUGUUGGUGGCGAGAGGUCACCUUGACAUCCUUACCCAGGGUGCUUGGUGGUCCCCUGGCCUUGACAUCUUGCUGUACUGGCCAGCUUGGCUGUGUGUGCUUUUCUUAGAAAUUAUCUGGCUGUACCUCACUUUCCAGCUUCCUGUGCCAGAUUGUCCAACAGGCUACCUGGGUCCAGGCGGGAUUGGGGACAUGGGCCUGUAUGCUAACUGCACCGGUGGAGCGGCCGGUUUCAUUGACCGUUGGCUGCUGGGAGAGAAACACAUCUACCAGACUCCCUCGUCACGGGUGAUUUAUGCAGCUCGCAUGCCGUAUGAUCCAGAAGGUGUUCUUGGCAGCAUCAACUCUGUCCUCAUGGCUUUUCUGGGAUUACAGGCAGGAAAAAUAAUCUUACACUACAGAGAUUUCCACAGAAGCAUAAUGUCGAGAUUUCUUAUAUGGGGUCUCUUCUUGGGAGCCAUAUCAGCAGUUCUGACCAAGUGUUCCACAGACCAGGGCUUCAUUCCUGUCAACAAGAACCUAUGGUCUCUGUCCUAUGUGACAACACUGGCCUGUUUUGCCUUUGUGCUGCUAGUGAUGAUCUACUACACAGUGGAUGUGAAGAAGUGGUGGUCAGGAGCCCCUUUCUACUACCCUGGCAUGAACUCCAUCCUUGUUUAUGUGGGCCAUGAAGUGUUUGAGGAGUACUUCCCCUUCCGUUGGCGCAUGGCAAACAGCCAGUCCCAUGCUGAACACCUCACCCAGAACCUUGUGGCUACUUCCUGUUGGGUGUUCAUCUCCUAUGUGCUCUACAGAAAGAAGAUUUUCUGGAAAAUUUAGAAGUGGAGUCCCCAGAUGAAGGGGCCCUCAGACAAUAAUAGUGGAGGACAUUGUUUACAUCAGAAUUGCUGGAGUUAUAAUCUGAAAACAUUUGGAAAGUGUAAAACGGGAUACUGAUUUGUUUGGUCAAAACUAUGAUGGUGUCUGUCUCUGAACAUACAUGGGUUUCUUCUUUCAAACAGCACUCUUUUUUUGAUAGUCACUACUUUAUAGGCCCAUAAAUGUUUAAAGACUUUUUUUUUCCAAGGAUAUGAAGCAGCUGAUCCCUGCCCGAUAUCUUAACUGACUCAGGAAGAACUGGUCCAAGAACAGUUUAAGAAUUUGAGAACUACGAAGGCCGACAUUGUUAAUCUUCUUUUUGCCUUGUAUUUGCAGGUUUUCAUUCCUCAUGUUGUGAGAUUACAGCAGCAGGAUGUUGCAGUAAUGGUUUAACAAACCCCUGUUGACUUCCCCUUGGGAGAAUCCCUGCUGCCAUCUAAAUUACUGCUGUGUUACCCUGAAAGCUGAAGUGGGUUUGUGAGACGGACUCUUCAAGAGCGGAAGGAGACAGUAAAUGAUGUACACUCGAAAGAAAAGGCUACCAAGAAAGCGCUGUGAUCUUUCAUCAAUUCCACUGUACAACAGAAGGUGGAAGUGAUAUUUAAACAAAGGAGAAACAGUGUGUUGCGGUUUUUAAAAUAAGAAAGUUCAACAUCUGCAGUAUUUCAUUUGUCAGUGAUCUGCGUAGAUUGAAUCGUUUAUUGUCAUCAGUUAGUAGCCCGGUUCAAGUGUGAGUGUUUUCCAUUUGCAAUCAUCUGUUCCCUCCCAACCCUCACUCGCUCACCCAGCAAGAGUCCAGUGGCGUGAUAUAUGAUGGUGCGUGUUACCAAAUGCUGAGGGGAAGUGAAGGAGGGCAUGUCAGAUGAUGUUGAACCCCACUGGGGAUUGCUUGUUUUGCAUUUUGGUUAAAUGCAUGUGUGUACCCAUUUGAUGAGGUUUGGCAAAAACAGUCACCGAACUGUCGUUUUUUUGUUUUGUUUUAGUACACAUGCACAUUUUUAUGUUUGCAUUGGCAGAAAUGAUUUGUCUUAAUCUUGCCCAAACUUUUGUAUUUUUGAGUAUUGAGUUUUCCACAUUGUGUGAAACAUGUUAUGAAUUAGAAGACCUACUGUAUGUUGGCCAUGUACAGUACACACUAAGUUGUAAGUUUACUAGCUACACUUAGCUAAAACUAAUGCAGUGUAAUGCAAGUCCUGAUAUGUGAUAUAAAUGGUAUGGACAAAUUAAUAGAAACACCUGUUUGUACAGUGCAAUUCAGUUCAGCAUUACAAACUGAAGCAUUAUAACAUUAUAACCAUCAUGAAAGUAGGAUUUAUUGCAGGACUGUUAGACUGCAUUUGUUUUAGCCAAAUUUUCCAACACUCUGCCAACUGAGUGUAUAUUUGAUGUUUUAUCUCACCAUAAACCUGUGUUGUCUUUACUCCUACAAUACUCUAUAAAUGUGCCCCAUUCUGAGAUCGACAGUUAAUAUAAUUCAUCAACAGAUUUCGCAAAACCAUAUGUUCAGUAUGUAUCUAAAUGCUGAGAGAAGUUUUUGGAUAACUGCUAAUCUAGUACUGUGUUAACUGAAGGAAUUAUUUUUUUCUGACUUUUAUACCUUUCUUUUUUUUUAAUUUUUAUAUUCACAAUUUGAAAAUACAGUAAGUUUAUGCAAUAAAUCUUAUUCCAAAAUAUU
This is a messenger RNA of Toxotes jaculatrix (banded archerfish), 3688 nucleotides long. RefSeq names its product heparan-alpha-glucosaminide N-acetyltransferase (gene hgsnat). The transcript has 18 exons. The coding region runs from base 28 to 1974 and encodes 648 amino acids. The record is from RefSeq and is a predicted model, not a curated record. NCBI's taxonomy places the organism in Eukaryota, Metazoa, Chordata, Actinopteri, Toxotidae.